Mesorhabditis spiculigera is the source of this 279-nucleotide messenger RNA. The record is from the annotation of a GenBank genome assembly. NCBI's taxonomy places the organism in Eukaryota, Metazoa, Nematoda, Chromadorea, Rhabditida, Rhabditidae.
AUGCUUCUCUACUACCUUGCGGCUAUCUUCAAGGGUCUGCACCCUCGAGUCGACGAUGAUUUCGUUGACAAACUCAAUUAUCACUACACGUCGGCCAUCAUAUUCGCCUUUGCCAUCAUCGUCUCGGCAAAGCAGUAUGUCGGCUACCCCAUCCAGUGCUGGGUGCCCGCCCAGUUCACCGACGCCUGGGAGCAGUACACGGAAAACUACUGCUGGGUCGAGAACACAUACUAUCUGCCCCUCACCAGCGCAUUUCCAUUGGAAUAUGGAGAUCGGAGG